Xenia sp. Carnegie-2017 is the source of this 4016-nucleotide messenger RNA. RefSeq names its product serine/threonine-protein kinase MARK2-like. NCBI's taxonomy places the organism in Eukaryota, Metazoa, Cnidaria, Anthozoa, Malacalcyonacea, Xeniidae. The record is from RefSeq and is a predicted model, not a curated record. Gene Ontology annotation, molecular function: protein serine/threonine kinase activity; tau-protein kinase activity; ATP binding. The coding region runs from base 978 to 3242 and encodes 754 amino acids. The transcript has 18 exons. Gene Ontology annotation, cellular component: cytoplasm. Gene Ontology annotation, biological process: intracellular signal transduction; microtubule cytoskeleton organization; protein phosphorylation.
GGGUUGAACCAACCAAAAGGUGAAGACUGGGCUACGUCACAGGUGGCUUUUAAAACUAAAAUCAUUAUUGUUAUGAUGCCCAGACAUUGAUGAGUGUUGCUGUAUGUGACGAUGUGGUUGCUCAUACGAAAUUGUCUUUAUAGCAUACACUUCAGUAAUUAGAGCUAAUCUUUGAGGAUUUGUCAAAGUAUCAUUUCAAGCUUCAUCGAAUUAAAAUUUUAUCAUCGAUGAAUGAUAAACUCUCACGUUCGGUCCGAAAUAUCAUCAUUGUUAAGAAGUACCCCCAGUUAACACUUCUUAUAUUAAACACCGAUAAUGACAACGUCACAGUCGCAAUGUUUCUUAAAACAUUCUAAAGGGAAAAGUGAUAGUGAAUGUCUUGCCCGUAGGAAGACAUUAACGUUCGUGUAGUAAGAUUUUUUAUUUGUUCAAUAAUAAUAGUAAUAAAAGCAGAAACUUUGAAAUCGCGUUUGAAGCCAAUCAAAUAUUUCCUAGGCAAUAUAUAUAUAUAUUAUAUUAUUCCGGUAUGCCGUGGAGCCAUACAACUCUUCACGUGACCUACUUUUGUCCAAUUAGAAAACUUCAAUGUUUCGGGAGGGCAACAAUUGCCGUAGAAGCGAUCGAAGUAUCAAAGCAGUUGAAUUUUGUUGUGUGUAAAAAAAUCUGGCCUUAUUUCGUCGCGAUUAAAAGCACCAGCAAAGAAAGUGUUACUUCGGGUUUUCUAAUUCAUUGGAUAGUGUAUAUGUACAAUAUUAAGGAUUUUAUAGUUGUUAACAGAAGCCUUCAUUGUAGCGUUCAAUGUGGCAUCAAAACUUACCACUUGUGAAAGGACGCCAAAUUUGAACGAGAGUAGUGAAUAGAGUCUUCAUUAUCUUGAGAAGAUUUCAUAAAAUUGAUGAAGGGAAAUUUUAAGGUCGUCUGGAAUUCUAUUUGCUAAAACUCUUAACUGUUUACUUGGUUUCUUAAAACAUAAAAAGAUGUCCACAACUCGGGAAUUGCCAACUGUAAACGAAGGUGGCGCACCGCUAAUAAAGGAAGAGCCAAGAUCCUUGUCGUCAAAUCGUUCCCGUAGUCGCGCUGGUGCUGGCAAUGAUGACAUACAUAUUGGGAACUACAAACUGUUGAAAACCAUUGGAAAGGGAAAUUUUGCCAAAGUUAAGCUCGCCAAACACAUACCGACAGAGAAAGAGGUCGCUAUCAAAAUAAUUGAUAAAACACAGUUGAAUCCGAGCAGUCUACAAAAGCUUUUUCGUGAGGUUCGUAUAAUGAAGUUUUUGGAUCAUCCUAAUAUAGUAAAACUUUAUGAAGUCAUCGAGACAGACAAGACUUUAUACUUGGUGAUGGAGUAUGCCAGUGGAGGAGAAGUUUUUGAUUAUCUUGUUGCCCAUGGACGCAUGAGGGAGAAGGAAGCAAGGGUAAAAUUUCGACAGAUUGUAUCUGCAGUUCAGUAUUGUCAUCAAAAACAUGUCAUACAUAGAGAUUUAAAGGCAGAAAACUUACUCCUUGAUUCAAAUAUGAACAUAAAGAUUGCAGAUUUUGGCUUCAGUAAUGAGUUUACCCCUGGUAACAAACUGGACACAUUUUGUGGUAGUCCACCUUAUGCUGCACCAGAAUUGUUCCAAGGAAAGAAAUAUGAUGGGCCAGAGGUGGAUGUUUGGAGUUUAGGAGUCAUCUUAUACACUCUUGUCAGUGGUUCUCUACCAUUUGAUGGACAGAACCUGAAGGAGUUGCGUGAAAGAGUUUUGCGUGGGAAAUAUAGGAUACCUUUUUAUAUGUCUACAGAUUGUGAAAACUUAUUAAAGAAAUUUUUAGUUUUAAACCCAUUGAAAAGAGCUCGUCUAGAGCAAAUCAUGGCUGACAAAUGGAUGAAUAUUGGUCACGAAGAGGAGCCUCUCAAACCUUAUAUUCAACCUUCACCUGAUUUUACCGACGAGAAACGUUUAGAUAUCAUGAGGCAAAUGAACUUUACGAAAGACGAAAUAAGAACAUCACUUCUCAACAAUCGCUACGAUGAAGUCAUGGCGACGUAUCUACUACUUGACGAGAAACGUCCAAAUCUUUCAAUAACUUCAAAUGAUCUCAUCUUGCCACCAAAUAAACUGAACACGCCUCCCCGUGAUCCUCCUAUGAGGCCGGGCAGUACUGGGCGAACGAAGACCGAUAGGCAUGCUGGGAAACGUGAUAGGGAUCUGGUGCGGAGGCAUUCCCAGGGAGAUAGAGCUCCGCAUAAAUCUCUUGUGUAUACCAGACCCAACAAUUCUGGUGAUGGCAAAGUGGGUCAUCCAUCUGAUAAAGGAGAAAUAAAGAAGGACGAGAUGCCUGUACACAAUGAAAGGGAUAUCCUGGGUCAAGCCUCCAAUCCCAACAAAGACGAAAUUCCCGAUAGGGGAACGCGGAGGAUAAAAGGAGGAAGGCAAUACAGUUUACCGCCUGAGAAGAUUCGACGAAAUAAUCAAGAGAGGAAAACGAAUACAAUCCAGGAGAAGUCUGGCACUAGUAUGAGUGAGAACCAACCGCCUUCCGUCACUUCACAUACCAAUGGAAGCAAAUCAAGUGCGAAAAGUGGUCCUCCGCCUUCGAGACAGAAAAACGCCGCAUCUAUAUCAAAUCGAAUGGGUCCAGUUCGAAGAUCAUUACCUCCGGUUGCAGUCACGAGAGACAGUGAUCGAUUGAGACCUGGUUCGGCCCCGGGCAACCGCGGCAAUGAGCCCGCUGGCACAAAUAACAGUAGGUUUGGAAAUCGUCAAACUCCACAACGCAGUACAUUCCAUAGUGGACAGACGCGUAAGAAACAUCAUCAGGAGAAUGGGCCCGAAAGUGGCCUGCCCAACGAGCCUACUAGCCCUACACGAACCUCGUUGCUAAGUAAACUGACGUCACGGUUUAGUCGAAGGUUCGUUCGGUUUAAUAGAAGGGGACUAAAUGAAGUAGGUAACGAAAAACCGCGGGCGCUGCGUUUUACGUGGAGUAUGAAGACGACAAGCUCGAAGGAUCCGCUCACGAUGAUGGACGAAAUCAAACGAGUUCUAGACGAUAAUCGCUGUGAUUAUGAACAGCGAGAGAAAUUUCUUUUAAUUUGUGUUCACGGCAGUCCAGUGGAAAUGAACCAUGUGCAAUGGGAAAUGGAAGUUUGUAAGCUACCUAGGUUAUCGUUGAAUGGCGUACGAUUUAAACGUAUAUCUGGUAGUUCUAUCAACUUCAAGAACAUUGCAUCGAGGGUUGCGAAUGAUUUAGAACUUUGAAACAUUACGGUAGACGCUGUAAAUAAACGUAGACUAUUUUACGAUAUACUGGUGCCAUGUUUACAUUCGGGAUACGGUGGAGCACGAUGUGUAUUUCUUGGAACUGAGGAGCGAAGUAUGAUAUUUGAACGAUGUUUAUCUUGAGGAUAUGAUCCUAUCUCUCCUUGGAGAUUUUUGAGACUUUCUUGAGACGGUGUGGUAGAGAUGGUUAUCUGGUGGUAACGUUGGAUAUAUUGGGAUGUACGUUGUACGUCAUAAGGCCUAUAUUGCAAUGUCCUGUAAAUAGUAUUUAACUAUCUCCUGGGCUCAUGAUGCGAGGAUGCGUGAUGACUAGCUCAUGGCACUGACGACCAUGAUAUCAUUGAAAUUGUCCAGUUUUUACUUAGCAUUAUUGUCAUCCGUCAACGUUUUGAUAUUUAUAUAUAUAUAUAUGAUCCCGUUAGGUAGCCAUAAUCUUUGACAAUGGAUCUGUUUAAUCCAUUUAAUAUGAUUGAGAACAUGUCCAAUUUUACUUUCGUUACUCUUUAUUAUCCGAAUCAAUCUUCAUCCAGUAUUGAGUAGCUGAUCGCUGAUUCUCUCAACACUGGAUUGUGAUUUGAUUAUACUAUUAAUAAUUGUAGUUGAUCGACAAUGGUUUUAGUAUCGUGCACUUUUUAACAAUAAUGCUCAGUAGAAAAAAAAACAAAUGAAGAGCCUGUAAACAUCGACAUUUGCAUGUUAUGGAUGAUGGAUGAUUUUAAAAGAAAACUUCUAAUACAUUGAAACAUUUUGAAA